ACAUCGCGCUUCGAGUUGGGCGUCAACAACUUUUACUUCACCACCGUCACACGACUUCCUCGACGAGGCACAGGAAGAACAUGUCAUCUCGCUUCAAUCUGAGCUCUCGAUUCGUCACAUGAUCUUCUCCGUCCUUUGCGCAUGGUCACUCCUUAACAUCGGUCGGGUGUCAACGAUGCGCCAGGGCGUUUGGAGGCUGGCGGGGGCAUUCCGAACAGCAAAUCUCGAGCCGAGCUCGCGAUUCUCUACUUGCGCGCCUGUCCAUAAAAGGCAGGGUCGAGAUUCCAAGGCAGAGAACAGGGGAAAGCUUGGGCAACUACUGGAUCACAAUGGGCGACCACUAUCCGAAGAAGCAAUAGCGGUUGCCCGCGAAUACUGGAGAUUGCAGCGGCUUCGUCACUCUUCCCCGUCGCCUCCAUCGCAUAUGCUUCUUCAUGAGAUACAACUUCACCGGGCAGCCUACAACCACGUCGUGCUGAACUUGAGCCGUGCGCCGGGAACUCCCGUUACAGUCACGUAUGAACCACCAUAUAUUGCUCCCUCAAGCAAUGAAUGCACGGCAUCACACCGAGAUACCAUUGUUCGGAAGCCUCACAUUGACCUAAAAUCAGAAAAGCAUACCCCCUGGCAGCAUAUAUUGGAUCAGGUUGUCAAAGAUUUUAUGGAUAAGACGUUUGGGGAUCAGUGGACUAAAAACUCUGUCCCUGAGAGGUCCUCCGUGCCACCGAUACAACAGGCAGUUGACAACACGGACCUAGCCCGGAUCAAAGCUCGUAAUCAAUCGGGUAGUACGUGGGAGAAAUUGCUCAAUUGGUGGAUUGGGGGGGAAAAGAGGGAUGGCGGGCCAGGCCAUGUCUAAAUGCUACCACCAUGGAACGUUUGUGCGCGGUGCUUUUUCCCAACGUCACAAGCUGAGGCAGGCAGCGCUUCAUGAGGCCGAGACCUUUGCCUGUUCGCUUUGAGCUUGUUGGGCUGGCACCCAGGACUCAAUCUGGCUAUCGGCCAAGUACAUUCUUGUAUCCCAUCAACGACAACCAAGCCUUUG
This is a messenger RNA of Neurospora hispaniola, 1045 nucleotides long. RefSeq lists its product as uncharacterized. The coding region runs from base 119 to 859 and encodes 246 amino acids. Lineage: Eukaryota; Fungi; Ascomycota; Sordariomycetes; Sordariales; Sordariaceae. The transcript has 2 exons. The record is from RefSeq and is a predicted model, not a curated record.